This is a messenger RNA of Dibothriocephalus latus, 303 nucleotides long. NCBI's taxonomy places the organism in Eukaryota, Metazoa, Platyhelminthes, Cestoda, Diphyllobothriidea, Diphyllobothriidae. The record is from the annotation of a GenBank genome assembly.
AUGGAAACACCCGGUUGUUCCAGAUCGGCUACUGUUAUUGAGAUGUGGUUGACGGAACCCUACCAGGCCAAAAAUAUUAUUCUAUUGUGCGCCGGAAAUCACUCCCUCUUCAUGCGACGACGACAACCAGACAGUGUCGAAGUGCAGCAGAUGAGAGCACAGGCUCGCGAGGAACGUGCCAGGAGGGAGACGGAUCGGAUUCGCCUCGAACGGGCUCGCUCGGAGAAGGCUGCAGCCUUGAAGAUGAGUGCUGCGCUGGAGAACCGUUGCGCACAGCUAGAAUCCGCCCUCCGGUCCAGAGCA